Dromaius novaehollandiae (emu) is the source of this 2213-nucleotide messenger RNA. It is a transcript of the gene VCAM1, whose product is annotated as vascular cell adhesion molecule 1. Gene Ontology annotation, molecular function: integrin binding. The transcript has 7 exons. Lineage: Eukaryota; Metazoa; Chordata; Aves; Casuariiformes; Dromaiidae. The coding region runs from base 89 to 1714 and encodes 541 amino acids. The record is from RefSeq and is a predicted model, not a curated record. Gene Ontology annotation, cellular component: plasma membrane. Gene Ontology annotation, biological process: cell-cell adhesion.
AGCAGCAGGCUCUCACUGAACUUCUUCACAGGAAAUUGAAAGCAAGACUUUUGAAUUUACUUUCUUCACCUAAUUACAGCAAUUACAAAUGAUAAAACAGAUGGAAAGAACAAGCCAAGCUGUGACAAUAAUUUUGUGUGCAUGCAUGAUUGUUAAAGCUUUUGAAAUGGAGAUUACACCUGCCAACAGAAUUGUUGCACAGAUUGGAGAAACAGUCAUGCUUACAUGCAAUACUACUGGCUGUGCAUCACCAAGUUUUUCCUGGAGAAUCCAAACAGACAACCCCCUUGGAGGAACAGUGAGCAACCAUGGGACAUACUCUACCUUGACUAUGAGUCCAGUUAGUGUUGAGAAUGCUCAUGAUUAUCUGUGUACCGUCUUCUGCGGAACUGAGAAGAAAGAGAAGAGUGUCAAAGUUGAACUUUACUCUUUCCCCAGUGAUCCUGUCAUUGAGAUCAGCACAUCUUUAGUUGCUGGGGAGCAAGCCACUGUCAUCUGUAAAAUUCCUGAUGUGUAUCCUUCUGAUCACCUAGAAGUACUACUAAAGAAAGAGGAACAUAUUCUUCUUGAGAAAAAUUUUUUUGAAGAUGACAGCACAAAUACAGAGACCAAAACUGUGACAUAUUCGUUUAACCCCACUACUGAAGAUAUUGGGAAAGACAUUACUUGCGUGGCCAAGUUACUAAUUGCUAAUAUGGAGUUUGAACCCAAAGAAAGAGUAACUUCUCAGAAACUGAAUGCAAACUUUGGUCCUAAAAAUACUAUCAUUACUGCAUCUCCAAGCAACUCAGCAAUGGAAGGAGACUUUCUGAAACUUACUUGUGUGACUGAGAGUAAUCCACCACCACAGAUAGUUUGGAGAAGACAGGUGGCUGACAAAAGUGUUCAGUAUCUGGUGGAAAACAGUGUACUUUCUAUUCCUCAUGCCCAUUUCACUGACUCAGGACUGUACAUCUGUGAAGUAAUUAAUCUGGUGACUAAUAAAACAGAGAAAGCAACUGUGGACAUUGUUAUACAAGCUCCGCCAAAAAAUACAACACUUUCAGUUUUCCCUUCAAAUGCAGUGAAACAAGGAGAAAGUGUUGCCUUCUCUUGCACAUCUACAGGUGUUCCAGCUGUUCAGAUUACUCUGAGAAAGAAAAUAGGCGAUGUGAUCACAACCCUUGAAACACAAGGUGGCAAGUAUACCAUAGGCAGGGUUCAGCUAAAGGAUGCAGGAACAUAUGAAUGUGUAUCCAUUAAUGAACUGGGAGAGGAGUCUCAGCACAUAGUACUUGAUGUCAAAGUUCCUCCCCAAAAUAUUACUGUGUUAGUACAUCCAUCAGAAAAUGUUAAAGAAGGAGAAAAUGUUACUAUUACAUGUAGCACAUACAGUAACCCACCAUCACAGAUGGUCCUGAAAAAAGUCCAUCCAGAGAGAGAAAUUAUUCUGUCAUCAGUGAAUGGAACCUUUACACUCUACAAUGUCACCAAAAAUGACACAGGCAGAUAUUUGCUUGAUGUUUUCAAUGAGGUUGGAAACAACAUUAAAGUGAUUGAGAUAGCCGUUGUAGGAAGACUGGAAAAAACAGAUCAAAUGAUGGCUGUGAUUAUUGCAUUCUCUUGUGUAACAGCAAUAGCAAUACCUGUAGUCGCGAUUUUGAUCUACGUGUCAAGAAAAGCAAAGAUAAAUGGAUCCUACAGUCUUGUAAAAGCACUGAGGCUGAAAGUGUGAUCACGUGAAUAUAACAGUCUAAGUGGUUCAUAAUAAGCAAUGUUAUUUAUUGUUGUGUUGGCAGAGCCAACACAAUUGUUGGCUUUGCUCCUCUUCCAUAAUACGCUGUAACAAGCAAGUGGCUUGAGAACGCUACCAUUUGAUAGCAAAUGGAAAAUGUUUUGUCCUUUGAUGAGUAUUUCAGUAUGUAAAUGAAAGGAAAAACUAACAUCCUGUCUUAGAAGCAGGGAAACCACUUCUAUGUUGAAGCAUGCUCAACAAAGAGUUCCUGGGAGAACUAGGUUUGUACAUAGUGUAUAAUCUGUAUUAUAAAGAUGUUCAACUGAAUAUCAGUUUGUAAAAAUGCAGUCUUACUGCAACUGUACAUAGAAAUUUUGUUAAUUCAGAGAUAUAAAUCAGCAUUAUUUGAGCUGAUCAGAUGGUAAUAUUUUAUUUUGUAUUAUUCUACAGAGUGAAUGUUUUUAAUAUAAAUUGUCUGCUUGUGGAAAUGUUUGAAAAA